AUGGCUUCCAUCAUUCCCCACAGCAUCAUAAACGCGGGCCCUCCAGGCACUUCACAUUUUACACAAAUACAAGGACGUAGACACAAUGAUGCACAGAGCGUCAACAAACUACCUGCUGAAUUGCUCUCACAUGUGUUUGCGAUUGGCCAAGCAUCAGAACGGGCCACCCGACCUAGGACACGGUAUUAUUUUGGGUUCCAGGAUGUCAUUACUUCUGCCAUCAGUGGAGGGAUCCCAUACCACCUCGUAUCCCUUUACCUUAAACGAGCAGGGCCUACUCGCCCCCUUGAGAUCGAUAUAGAAAUGCGUAAAAGGUUUUGGGGCGCUGUGUGCAUUGAAGCUCGAGAUUGGGAAACACAGCUCGAGAAAGUCCCUUAUCUGCUAAAGUUCCUCAUUUCUCGCGGAGCCACGGUAGACCGCUGGAGCUCACUUACUGUCUGCGUCAAACAGCCGGAGGUACUGUAUGCGAUCAUUGGGUUCAUCAAUGCACGACCCACCUGCGGCCUCCGUUUCCUCUCAUGUAGAUGGAAGGUCCGAGGGUAUAACUCUGACAUUGAAGAGCUACGAAGUUUAGAUUAUCCCCACCUUUUUAGUGAAUCUUAUUCUUUCUGCGCCUCUACGGUUCCAAGACUUCGUUGCGUUGAAUUUGAUGCCGUACCUUGGGGCUACGUUUUCAACAGAUCUUCUCCAAUAUUUACAGGUCUCACAACACUCAAACUCACCUCGUCGUAUGCAUAUUGCUCGCCCGAAAAUCUUCGUAAACUACUUGUUGCUAACCCGGAACUGGAGAAUCUAUCGCUUGAAAUUUCGAAGAGAGCUGCGUAUGGGUUCGAAAACGAAAUUGGACCGCCCGAGCUAGACAUUUUUCGUGUCUGCCUUUUACGCCUCCGCUCCCUUGCAUUCAUCACGGGCUCUUUCACUUCCUGGAUGCUGUGCAUGAUAGAAAUGGUCCAAGCGCCGGUGCUCGAGAAGCUUGUGAUCUCCGGUCGUUUCGAGUCGUCGAGUGGGAGUAUGAGACUCGCCAACCAUUUUGCAGGCACCGGGGCAGGCGGUGAAACAAGUAGUGGCUUGGCUACCCGGAGCAAGUCAACCUAUCCACUGCUUGAUGAACUGGAUAUAUCUAAGCUCUCCAUAACCCCUUCUGGAGAAUCACUCACGGAUAUACUAUCAUCGUUACCCACUGUCACUAAGCUUAGAAUUGAUGGCAGACAUUUUACUCGGGAAUUGAGCAAAGUCCCUCACACCUUACCUAACCUAACACACGUCUACUGUUUUCGAGUGUCUUACCGACAGCUGGGAAACGUGCUGCGUCAUCGCACGAGUGCUAGUUUUCCCCUCAAAUUUGUUUAUCUGAAUCAAGAGGGUUUUCGGGAGGCUAUCGGGCUUCGCUUGCCUGAAAAUCUCAAAUACAUACAGUAUCACCGCCCCCAUUAUCAAAUUCCGAUCAAGAUGAGAGCGAUCCCGAUAGCGAAGGAGAUCAAGGGCGAGACGUGGCGCGUAAUAAUGACCACUUUAGAUCCAAUUUAA
This is a messenger RNA of Rhizoctonia solani, 1527 nucleotides long. RefSeq lists its product as uncharacterized. Lineage: Eukaryota; Fungi; Basidiomycota; Agaricomycetes; Cantharellales; Ceratobasidiaceae. Bases 1 to 1527 code for a protein of 508 amino acids. The record is from RefSeq and is a predicted model, not a curated record. The transcript is spliced from 3 exons.